Molecule: messenger RNA, 435 nt
Organism: Scylla paramamosain (green mud crab)
Lineage: Eukaryota; Metazoa; Arthropoda; Malacostraca; Decapoda; Portunidae
Product: broad-complex core protein isoforms 1/2/3/4/5-like
Exons: 5
Coding region: 1-435 (144 amino acids)
Biological process (GO): regulation of transcription by RNA polymerase II
Cellular component (GO): nucleus
Molecular function (GO): protein binding
Source: RefSeq, a predicted model, not a curated record
AUGGGGCCAGAACCCAGAAUGGGGGGAGUCGGGUACCAGACACGCAGCUCCACCUACGAUGGCACUCACACACCCACCUCCUUCACCAGCAUGCUGUCAGAGCUGCACCACGGACGGGCGUACACCGAUGUGUCGCUGGUGUGUGACGGGGGCAUCGUGAGGGCCCACCGCGCAGUGGCUUUCCCUCUGCUCGCCCUACCUAGCUGUGGUGCUGUCACUGUGGUGCUGUCGGCAUGCCCAGAUACUGAUGCUCCUCUACUACUGCCGGAGGUGCCUGUUCAGGAUGUGCUGUACCUGGUGUCCUUCAUCUACAGAGGCCAGGUGGAUGUGCACCAACAGCACAUUGCCUCCUUCUUGAGGACUGCCAAGCAUCUUCAUGUGCUGGGCCUGGAGGAGGGAGACAGGAAGCCUUAUGAGUACACCAGUCUGCUGUAG